AUGCCUACUCUCGACGGGCAAGAUGACCUUUUGGAUGAGCUUAUCCUAGCCAAACAGUGGAAGCAAGCCUUGAGUCUGUGUGAGAAGAAGCUGAAGAAGGCAAAUAGUAGCGAUUAUCUGCUGGUCAAAAAGAUCAAGGUACUUCUUUUGUGGCCAGAAAAGACACGUCAUCAGCAAGGAUUGAAGGAGCUCGGCGUCCUACUGGAAAGAAAUCCUCCAGUGGUCGACAUCGAAACUCUUCGUACUCUAGAUACUCUCGCUGAGGCGAAAGGACAGAAUGAGCCAAGGCUACGGCAAGUAUGGCAAAGAGCCGCAGGAGUGCGCCCUCAGGAUGAAAAGCUGCACGUGGUCUGGUUUCGGUCGAAAUUCCAGGUCGGCAAUCUGAGAGCUGCACAACAGGCCUCUCAGUCUUGGAUGAAGAAUUUUCCGAAGAACCGAGAACCCUUCUUCCUCUACAUUCUCACAAUGCAUAAGCUUGCCGAAGACUCGGCCACACCGGAGUCGGAACGAACGCUGUUGCGAUCUUUGGCCUAUAAAUUCCUGUCGAAAGCUGCCUCAGAAGUUUCAGACGGGGUAGAAGGGAUCAAACCCACCAGAGCUAUCAAUAAACUGGAAGAUCUUCUACUCCUAAUCAGAGUGUAUCGAGCGCAGGGGAAAUACUCAGAAGCGGCCGCCAUCGUCAGAGGUUCUCGUAUGGGUAUGGAGUCUCCGCUCGGAAGGAAUUCAUGGGAGCUUGUCAGGCAUUUAAUCGAGUUGCUGGAAAUGAGCCAUCAAUGGGUAGAUUCAUGGCAGCUCUGCCAGCAGCUCCUAGUUGAUGCUCGUGACGAAUCUACUGAGAGGCGAUCUCAUUUGACACAUUAUCCUUUUGGUAAACUGGGAGAUGACUGGAAAGUGUGGCAGGCACUUAUCACGGCAAGCAGCAACAUCGGUACUGAAGAGCGAUCAACGAUCACGGAAAACUUGAUUAAUUCGUUCGGUACUGGCAUGCCUAGCUCUCGCAACGCUCAACUCGCUUUGCUCAAAUUCUACUCAUGCAAGGUUGCUGCACGAAAAAAUUGCCAGGAUCAAUUGCUUUCCUCGUGCUGGGAAUACUUCAAAGACUUUUCAACAAAGGUCGCCUGCUUCCAUGAUCUACAGCCAUACAUCUCAUCUUUGGACAGGGUAAAGCAAGAGAAAUUGGUCGAGCUCUCAAGUGAUAUUGCUCGAGAGAUUCGACCCGAGCCAGAGAGUUCAGAGUCAAAAAAGGUGCUGUGGAUCACAUCAGAGAUCAACGUGCUGAAGCUCGAAUAUAAUCUCGUUAUCUCGAGAGACGACAAUACGUUCAAGGAUGGCCUCCUCCAAGAAUUUGUUUGCAAUUGUCUCCGACUCUAUAGGCUUUCAUUGAAAUAUGAUCUCAAACUCCCAGUGAGCGAUCGCCUACCCGGAGAUGACGCAGCUUUGUUGGCUGCCAUGGGUCUCAUUCGUCUAUACAAAACUCGGCAAAAGUACCCAGAGCACAAUAACGCAUUGUUGCGAAGCGUUGUUGUCCUGGAACAUCUGCUCCUGCGCUCCAAACACAACUACGACGCGUUAUUGAUCCUAGUCCGGCUCUACAUAUUUCUAGGUGCAGGGUCUCUGGCCAUGGAGCGAUACUCUCGGCUGUCAAUAAAAAACCUACAACAUGCAACAGUCUCGUGGGUACUUUAUACCCGUAUAUCGACAAUGCACCCGCAUCUGGUGACCAUAUCUCGUCCGAACGGCGGAGGCCAGAUAACUAUCGACCCGGCAUUCGACAUGGCCCAAGCGUUAGACUGGCAUAAGUCUGCCUCGGAUCUCAGCAAAAGAUCUGUAACAUCGAUGCAGGAAAACGGCCAGUGGAGCAUGUCCUUGGACGCUCUCUCUACCAGCACUCAUAUCGAGUCCGGAUUCUCAAAGCUUCUGCUUCUCGUUGAGACUAAACGGAUAGCGCGCUUUGUCUCCGUGUCUCAUGAGAUCCAAAGCCUGGAUAUCAUGCUAAUUCCUCCUCGGACAAAGGAUGCCCGGGACCGAUUGGCGUUUCCAAACUACGAAGCUCAUGGCCAGCUCACAUUCGAAGAAACUCUACCCUCAGCAGGCCCAACCAUUGAUACAAACGAUAAAUGGUUGGAGCACCAACUCAGCCUGGCAAAGUUCUGGGACAUGCUCCACAACAAUGGUCAUAGCUCGAUCGAUGAGGCUGGAUUGGCUGCAAUGAAACAUAACAGCGGGUCAGACCCAAAUGCCUCUACCGACGCGGAGUCCACGAUAGGCGUGGUUCUAGAAAUCCUUCAGGAGCUAUACAUGGUCUUCUACCAAAAGCCACCAACGAUUGAAGGGAAGUUUGUCGGCGCAUGGCUUCGCAACACUGUGGACAAUCUCGAGGUGUAUAUUCCUACCGGCUCGCAGACCCUAGAGUCAAACAUGAAAGCCGGAAUGAAUGCUUCUGCACGACUGGGGAAGAGCCUGAAAAUACCGCUUUGGAGUUACUUUCAUUCUAUGUAUACCUACUUGGAGCUUUGCAAAUAUUUGAUUCCACUCCUCGACUACGUGCUUGCAGAGAAUCGCAAAUGCAAACAUGUCGAUGCCACUUGGCUGGGCUCCAAGCUAGCAAGAUUUCGAGAAGAAGGCAAAAAGCUGUCUGUCAAUGUUCGGCUCUCUGUGACAGAGCUGCGAGAUAAGCUGCGAGGCCCCGCUGUCCUUCAAGAAAUCACUGGAGAGGUAUCAAGGGUUACCAACAAAGAUGAAUUGGAGGAUGUGAUUGGGACGGAGCUCCGUUGCUUGGGGAAAGAGUCAACUAUGAUCUGCAAAGACAUACAAGAAAGCUGGAUCGAGGCAUUAGAUGGAAUCAUUACGAACCAAGGUCGCAUAAAUUGA
Molecule: messenger RNA, 2871 nt
Organism: Letharia columbiana
Lineage: Eukaryota; Fungi; Ascomycota; Lecanoromycetes; Lecanorales; Parmeliaceae
Exons: 6
Coding region: 1-2871 (956 amino acids)
Biological process (GO): N-terminal peptidyl-methionine acetylation
Cellular component (GO): NatB complex; cytoplasm
Molecular function (GO): protein-N-terminal amino-acid acetyltransferase activity
Source: RefSeq, a predicted model, not a curated record